Aureobasidium uvarum is the source of this 2229-nucleotide messenger RNA. The record is from the annotation of a GenBank genome assembly. Lineage: Eukaryota; Fungi; Ascomycota; Dothideomycetes; Dothideales; Saccotheciaceae.
AUGCCAGCUCAGGGCAAAGCAAAGGGCAGUCGCCGCAAUGAAGGCGCUUCCUCUUCUGCUGCAGCGAACCCACGCUUCCGCCUCCCCUCAGCACGACACAGCAAAGUAGGCGUCGACAAGCGCUUCACCCGCAUGUUCAAGGACGACGACUUUUCCAAAAAGGCCACUGUCGACAAGUACGGUCGCAAGGUUGCCAAGGGCAAUGCGAAGAAAGAGUUGGAACGCUUCUACAAGAUUGAGGAUGGAGAUGAGCAAGAUGAAGACGAAGAGUCAGAGGCAGAGAUGGGCAAGGCACAGAAGGUCAAGGCCAAGAAGAGCAAGAAGCCAAGCACAGAUGUUAUGGGAAGUGACGAAGAGAGUGAAGAGGAGGUUGUUCCUGAUGACGAUGAGAUUGAAGCCGAGCUCAAGAGAUUGGAUGGCAGAGUCAGAGAUCCGGCGAGAGAGGGUGGUUUCUCGUCUUCUGAGGAUGACAGCAGCUCUGAGGACGACAGCGAAGAGGAGGACGAGAUCGAGGAGGAUGCAGUCGAGUUCCCUAACGAAGGAGCUGCUGAUGUGCCUCUUGGUGACGUCUCGUCUCGUCUGGCUGUCGUCAAUCUCGACUGGGACAACAUCCGCGCCGAGGAUCUCAUGGCUGUCGCGCAAAGUUUUGCUUCCACUGGUCGUGUAUCGAGGGUCGUCGUGUACCCCAGCGAGUUCGGCAAGGAGCGCAUGGAGAAGGAAGAGCUCGAAGGCCCACCCAGAGACAUUUUCGCCAGCGCCACAAAGGAAGUCGACGAAGACGAAGAUACUGAUGACGAGGAAGAGAGAAUCAAGAAGGAGCUGCUCAAGGGAGACACAGGCGAGGAGUUUGACUCUGCAAAGCUGCGCCAAUACCAACUGGACCGCCUAAAGUACUACUACGCCGUCAUCACCUGCGACUCCAAGGAAACCGCCAAAUCCCUCUAUGAUGGCAUGGACGGCCGCGAAUACCUUUCUACAGCAAACUUCUUCGAUCUACGAUUCAUCCCCGACGACGUUGAUUUUGACACCGAUAUUCCUCGCGACGAGUGCACAAAGAUACCCUCGGGCUACAAGCCCAACGAAUUCGUCACCGAUGCCCUCACCCACAGCAAAGUCCGCCUGACCUGGGACGCCGACGACACCACAAGAAAAGAAGUCCAGAAACGUGCCUUUUCACGUGCCGAAAUCGACGAAAACGAUCUACAAGCCUAUAUCGGCAGCGACAGCAGCGACGACGAAGAAAACGACACCGGCCUGACAAAAGCAGAGCAGCAAAGACAAAAGAUGCGCGCUGCACUGGGUCUAUCCUCCGAAGCAGCAAAGACCAAAUCCAAAGACGAUGGUCCAGUGGGAGACAUGCAAAUCACAUUCACUUCUGGCCUCUCCAACGCCGCCGCAUCAAAGACAAACGGUGUCUUUGAGAACGAACCCAUCAUCGAAGAAACCACACGCGAGAAAUACAUUCGCAAGGAAAAAGAACGCAAAGCCCGCCGCAAGGAAAAAAUGAAGGCAGCCCGUAACGGCGAAACCGUAGAAGCCUCGGACGACGACGACGGUGUCAUUACAGAAACCAAGCCAUCAUCGAAGAAGGAGUCUGCAGCAGCAGCAGCAGCAGCAGCAGCAGCAGCAGCAGCACCCCCAGCGGAAGACGAACAAGACCCCUUCAACGACCCCUUCUUCAACGACACGGCCACGGCCCAAAAAGCAGAAAAACUCGCCCGCAAAGCCGACCGCCAGAAAAAGCGCGAGGCCCGCGAAGCAGCAGACGCCGCCACGGCCGCCAAACGCGCAGAACUGGAAUUGCUCAUGGUGGACGAAAACACGGCUUCCGAAAACAUCCGCCACUUCAACAUGAACGAAAUCGCCAAGGCCGAAAAGACAUUGAAGAAAAAGAGCAAGAACAACAAGAAAGCAAAGGAUGCGGCAGAAGUGUUGCAACAGGAUGAUUUCAGCAUGGAAACGCAGGAUCCGAGAUUUGCCAAAUUGUUCGAGAGUCAUGAGUUUGCUAUCGAUCCUACGAAUCCGAGGUUCAAGGGUACGCAAGGUAUGAAGGCUUUGCUGGAGGAGGGAAGGAGGAAGAGAAAGGGAAGGAGUGAUGAAGAUGGUGAGAGGGCUGAUGCACCACCCAUGGAAAAGAGGGAGAAGAAGGCAAAGACCUCGGCUUCCUCUGGUGGUGAGGACUUGAACUCGUUGCUUGCCAGAGUAAAGGCAAAGACAAAGUCUAGAUAG